AUAGAUAUGAUUGAUUAUCUAACGCUCUACAAUUUCACAUGAUAAAACAGAAUUAUGUGACGUGUCUGCAUGACUCAUCCGACACCAAGUACCUAGUCUCUGGUAACCUAUCUACGUCCCUGAAAAUUUUAAUCUACAUAUGAUAAAUUCGCUGAACCUUAGACACAAAUUUAUUUUAGAUAUAAGAUAUUUAAUACGUUUAUGCCAAAAAACGCUAAACAUACGUAAUUUAUUAAUAAUUUUUAACUCACAAAUUCAAGCUUAAAAAUAUGCAAAAAAAAGAAAUGCAAUCAAUAUAAAAGAUAAUAUGAAAAAUAUGAAGAGAAUUAGAAUUAAGAAUUAAGAAAUUAAAAAAUUCGACGUCAUCAGAUCUAUGGAUUUCAAGGAAAUAAUCAAAAGAUGACUAUUGUUCAAUGUAUUAAACAAUAAGAGGCAUGGAACAAUUCCAUGAUAUGAGUGAUGGAAAUAUACAUAUGAGUGAUGUCAUUGAAGUCAUUGAAACUGAUACUAAAUAUAAUGGGAGGGAAGAUCAAAUCCCAAGAGAAAUGAACACAGAACGAUUAUUGCCUUAUGUUGAAAUAAUAGAACAACCGGCAAGCAAAGCUUUACGUUUUCGCUAUGAAUGUGAAGGCAGAUCAGCUGGUAGUAUACCUGGUGUAAACAGUACAUCAGAAAAUAAAACAUUUCCUACUAUAAAAAUAGUUGGAUAUAAAGGUCGAGCUCUAGUUGUAGUAUCAUGUGUAACAAAAGAUCAACCAUACAGACCUCAUCCUCAUAAUCUUGUUGGAAAGGAAGCAUGUAAACAAGGUGUUUGUACAGUAGAAGUUUCAUCAGAGAAUAUGACAGUUACAUUUGCAAAUCUUGGGAUUCAAUGUGUAAAAAAAAAAGAUAUUGAAGAGGCACUUAAAAUAAGAGAAGAAAUUCGUGUAGAUCCCUUUCGAACUGGCUUCGAACACAAAAGACAACCUACUAGUAUUGAUCUCAAUGCAGUGAGAUUAUGCUUUCAAGUUUUUUUAGAAGGAUCACAGAAAAGAAAAUUCAAUGUGCCAUUACAACCAGUAGUAUCUGACCCUAUAUUUGAUAAAAAGGCAAUGUCAGAUCUUGUGAUAUGCAAACUCAGUCAUAGUAACGCAUCAGUCGCUGGUGGUAUGGAAAUGAUUUUAUUAUGUGAAAAGGUUGCAAAAGAAGAUAUACAAGUUAGAUUCUUUGAAGAAAAAGAUGGACAAGUACUUUGGGAAGGAUUUGGUGAUUUUCAACCUGUUCAUGUACAUAAACAAACAGCAAUUGCAUUUAGAACACCGACUUAUCGUAUGCAGCAAGUGGAACAACCAGUGCAAGUAUAUAUUCAACUUAAAAGACCAUCGGAUGGUGCAACAAGCGAACCAUUUCCUUUUUUGAUGUUACCUCUUGGUGCAGGUAGGCCUGCUUUCUGGUCUUUACGGAAAGCAUUUGCCAGGAAGAAAACAGAUUAUACUUCAUUUGGCAAAAUUUUAGCUACUGAACCGACAUUGUUUUCAAACGUUACUCCGAAAUUUCCGCGUAAUAUUGACGAAUAUAAUAAUAAUGAUUUCGACACAAAAAAAUGGAAUAAUAAAAUUUCUGCGUUACGUGCUUUAAAUGAUUUGUACAAUGUGAAAAAUACAUUAGAUUCUUAUAAUGGAAGUAUGGAAAUAAAUCAAAAUAUUGCACAAAAUAUAGAUCAUGCUAAAAACACUAUUAUAGAUUACCGAAAUAAUGAUUUAUCAAUCAAUGAAGAGAAACGAAUUAUAGAAAACGAACAAUUAAAUAGAAUGUACAAAUCUUAUCCCAAUUAUAUAGACAAAGAAACGAAGGAUAUGAAUUUAGAAAUUUCAACUCGUCCUAAAUCUAAUACUGUUGAAAACGCGUGCGUAUUAAAAAAUACAGAAAUAUUUAAAGAUAAAUCUGAUUGGUUCGAUUAUUCUGAAGUAAGUAAAUGGGUACAAAAAGGACAAAUAUGUCUCAAAGAGAAAGAAAAUGAAAUAGAUUUUAAAAUUGAAGUGACAGAAGAUUAUAAUAAGUCUUUCAAUGAUUUAUUAACACAAGUAGCAGAAUUAGAUCAAAUUUAUGCCGAUACACAUGCAAAGUUAGUGCAGGCAGCGUUUGAACAGAAUACAAUCGAUCAAACUAUGGAUAUUGAUGUUUGCGAUAAUCAGACUUAUACUAGUUUACAAAUGGCUAUGAAAAAUCCUAUUGAAUUUACCGAUUUAUCGAACGAGAGAAAAUAUGAAGAUGUGUGUGUACUAAAGACAGAUACUAAUCAAUCUUGUCCUUCUCCGCCAAUGACUACGAAAAGAGAUGGAACGCAGGAAAUAGAAGAAAGAUUACCGCCUUUACCACCAAAACGUAUCCGAAAAAUGCCUUCUAUGCCUCUUUUACCUCGUCCUAUAUCCUGUCAUACUACACCAGAUUCUUUUAUUGAAGCACCAAAUAAAACUUUACCUUCCUUACCUAGUACUUUAACUAAAAACUCGAAACAAGGAUUAUUUUCAAAAUUAUUUGCAAAAAAAGUGAAAAAAGAUAAAGACACAAUUUUAAAUGUACCCAAAGAAACUACUCAAUCUUUGACUACUACAGGAAAUGUUUCAUAUUUGACAACAAACAAUACAUCAAAUAAUUCACAAUUACAAAUUCCAAGAACUAGUGUAGUAAGUACUACUAGCGUAAAAUCACUUAGAUUGGAAGGCGAUGAAACACCACCGUAUGGAAUGGAAUUAACAGAAGCUGAACAUUAUGCCUUAUAUACUGCUAUGGCGCCGCACGCAACUGUUUCUGAAUUUGAUGAAAUGUCUUUCUAUUAUAGUCCUGUGGAAGAUGGAAAGAUUUACUCUGAAAAAAAGGAGACUUAAUGUGUCUUAAUGUGUUUUUAGCCUACUUCCAUUUAAGAGUGAUAUUUUUUUUCAAAUAUUAUAGUAGAAAAAAUGCUGAUGUUAUAGCAAAUAAUUGCUAAUUUUCAGAAACAAAAAGCAUUAUGAUUGAAUGAAAUUAUUUACUUACGAUAAUAUGAAAUUUUUGUAAUUUGAGUGUGUUUGCGUUCAUAAGAUAUAUUUUAUAUUUUUUUCAUUUUUUAAAAAAGGUACAUGUAGCAAUUUUUAUUAUGCUACCUUGAUUAAUAUACUCUGAAACCAAUGCAGUACUAUUUUUUCUAGUCAGAGUACAAAUUGUUAUUUUAUUUCUAUAGUCUUUUAUAUAAAAAGAUAGCUGAAAUAUAAAAUCAGCUGAAACUUGUUAUUUAUCAUCAAAGAGUUUGUGUUUCUUCUAGUCAAAUUUUAUAGUGUUGCUACUUAUUAUACAUAUCUUUAAUCUUGUGCAUUGCUUUUUACUAUUUAUGACACAUUGUUAAGUUUUUAUAUAGUGUUCCAAGUUUAUAGGUAUCACUUUGUUUCUAGUCUUAGAAUAAGCACUUAAUUUAUAGUUAAAAUUAAUUAUUUAUAUUUAAGAUUUUUUAUUUGUUUGUAACUUAUACUUAUUUUGAACCACUGACUUAAUCAUUUGUUCAGAUAUAAUAUUUUUAAAGAUUAAAAAAAAAUUUAGAUCAAAAUUUAUAGGUUUGUUGUCUUCAGAAAAAAUUGAUAUAUUAAUAUUUAAAAGUCAUGUGGUUAAUAUACAAUCAUUUAUAGAUGAUCCUGAUUCAUUAAGGCGAAAGAGACAAAAGAUUAAUAACAGCCAAAACGCGCUAGUUUUGAGACAUGUACAGGCAGAAGCUGAGAAGCGUGAGUAUUUUUUAUCAAAUUGUCUUCAAUUCUACAGCUUUGCCGGGAG
Messenger RNA from Apis laboriosa (Himalayan honeybee), 3780 nucleotides. It is a transcript of the gene Dl, whose product is annotated as embryonic polarity protein dorsal-like. The record is from RefSeq and is a predicted model, not a curated record. Gene Ontology annotation, molecular function: DNA binding; DNA-binding transcription factor activity. Lineage: Eukaryota; Metazoa; Arthropoda; Insecta; Hymenoptera; Apidae. Gene Ontology annotation, biological process: response to cytokine; innate immune response; cellular response to stress. Gene Ontology annotation, cellular component: cytoplasm; nucleus. Bases 435 to 2867 code for a protein of 810 amino acids. The transcript is spliced from 7 exons.